AUGAAGCUUCAGCCUGCAGCAUUGAGCGCCGUGUUCCUGCUCGCUCUGCUCUCAUCUGAGUGCUGGGGCAGGAACGAGGAGGAGCGUCUGAUCAACUACCUGAUAAAGGAGCGAGGAUAUAACAAAGAGCUGCGACCUGUUGAAAGGCAGCAGGACGCUGUCGAUGUUUACCUCGCACUCACACUGUCCAACCUCAUUUCUCUGAAAGAGGUCGACGAAACUCUGCUGACGAACGUGUGGAUAGAUCACACGUGGACUGACUACCGACUGUCGUGGAAUGUGUCAGAGUUUGAUGGUAUCGAGGUGCUUCGAUUGCCAACCAGCAUGGUGUGGCUGCCGGAGAUCGUGUUGGAAAACAAUAAUGACGCCCAGUUCCAAGUGGCCUACUACAGUAAUGUUCUCGUGGAUUCUGCUGGUCUCUGCUAUUGGUUACCUCCCGCCAUCUUCCGCUCCUCCUGCUCCAUAAACGUCAACUACUUUCCCUUCGACUGGCAGAACUGCACGCUCAAAUUCACCUCUCUGACCUACAAUGCCAAAGAGAUCAGGAUGCUAUUGAAGGAGGAAUAUAGUGAGGAUUUAAGUGAGAAAUGGACGGUGGAGUGGAUCAUCAUUGACCCUGCAAGCUUCACAGAGAACGGUGAGUGGGAGAUCAUCCACCGGCCGGCCAAGAGGAACACUUACAAGCACAUUCCUAUGGAGAGCAACAAGCACCAGGACAUCACCUUCUACCUGGUCAUCAAACGCAAACCUCUCUUCUACAUCGUCAACAUCAUCAUCCCCUGUGUGCUCAUCUCCUUCCUGGCCUCGCUCGUCUACUACCUGCCUGCUGACAGUGGUGAGAAGAUGACCUUGUCCAUCUCAGUGCUGCUGGCUCAGUCUGUCUUUCUGCUGCUGAUCUCUCAAAGGCUGCCGGAGACUUCCAUGUCUGUUCCACUUAUUGUCAAAUACUUGAUGUUCAUCAUGGUGUUGGUGACGGUGGUGGUGUUGAACUGUGUGGUCGUCCUCAACCUGCACUUCAGGACACCGAGCACACACAUAAUGUCUGAAUGGACCAAAAAGUUCUUCCUUGAGCGGCUGCCCCGCAUCCUGCAUAUGUCUCGCCCCGCUGAGGAGGAACCACACUGGGAUGGAGCAUUGCCACGGCGAUCCAGCUCAGUGGGCUACAUUGCCUCGGCGGAGGAGUACUACAGUGUCAAGUCCCGCAGUGAGCUGAUGUUUGAGAGACAGUCGGUGAGGCACGGACUGACGGCCCGAGCCACACACGCAGCAAUUGUGAAGCCACAGGAGGAUGGAGGUGUGACAGAUCAGCUGUUUGCAGAAAUCAAGCCGGCGUUGGACGGAGCAAACUACAUCAUCAAACACAUGCGCAACAAGAACGACUACAAUGAGGAGAAAGAUAACUGGAGUGGCAUUGCUCGUACAGUGGACCGCCUCUGUCUCUUCCUGGUUACCCCGGUGAUGACGUUUGGCACCAUCAUCAUCUUCCUGAUGGGAAUCUGUAACCACCCUCCACAUCUGCCUUUCAAAGGAGACCCAUACGACUACAGAGAGGAAAACCCACGCCUGCUGUAACACACACAUACACACACACACACACACACACACACACAUUAGUAUAAUAUAUAAUUUAUACACUCUUGUUCAAAUCCAGGAGUUUGUUUCCUCUUUAUUAUUUUCGUUUGAUUUUUCUCCAGGUACACAGCUGUGUGUGUGUUUUUUUUUCUAAACUUAAAUUUGAAGUGAACAACUACAUCAGUAUGUGACUAUUUUAAUUUUCUUUGUGUGGUUUAAAUAAACAUUUAAACUCUGUAUUAUGUAUGAAUGUCUUUUUAUUUUUGUUCCUAUUGUCUGUUUUGUUUUGUUUUUUGUUAAAUAAUCCAGUCCCACAUACAUUAUAAGUAUCAUUUCUACAGUUUUCAAAACUAUAAGACAAAAGAGAGUUUUGAUGAUGAAGACUGAGGAGAAUCUUGAUAAAUUUAAAGACACUGACGGCUUCAAAUCAAUAAGACUUGUGUUUUUCAGCUGGUGAAUAUGAGUUAAAAUACAUCUUAUAAAUUAAAAUAGCUGCAAGGUUGUUUAUUUUUUUUUUCAAAAACUAAUUCUAAUUUAAACUUUCAAUGUUUAAAACUUUCUUGAGAUAAAAAGGAAUUAACACCACUCAGAAAUUGGAAACUUUAUUUUUUGACACAUAUUUCUUCUUUUCAUUCCUUCUGGGCUCAAAACAUUUUUCCAACAGAUGGUGAGAUGGAUGCAUCUCAAAAAUAUCAAAUUUUCAGGGACUCUUAAAAAUAUUUUUAUACAUUAAAGGUUAAAAUGAUCAGCUGAUUGAAAGAGGAAAUAAUAAGCAACUAUUUUUUAUAGCUGAUUAACCAUUUUAGUCAUUUUUCAAGGAAAAAUAAUGGAAAAAAGUGAAUGUAUUUCUUUGAGUUAUAGAGUGUCCGUCUGUCAAAAAUAGACACUUGGAUGUCACUGUGGUCUCGUAGAGGUUAAGUUAGCCAUCUUCUCACCAUUUUCUGUCCAUUUAAUAGACUACCAAAUAACUGAUCAUGAAAAUAAUUGAAAAGUUGCAGCCCUUAUUACAAAAUGACACUGUCAGUGCAAAUAUUUGAUACUCAAGCACAUUUUAAUGGGGAAAGUUAUGAGUUAAAGGAACAGUGUGUAAGAUUUAGGGGAAUUUAGCAGUGAGGACUGCAGAUUGCAACCAGCUAAAACUUCUCCCAUCUCAACCUGGCCUCACUCCGAAGUCGUGACUUCCGGUGACUAACAGCAACUUCUGGCAUUAGACACCAGUGAGAAAAGUUGUCCUUUCACGUUAGCAUGAAACUUAGCCAGUCACCAUUAUUGUUUAGGGGGUUUAGCAUUAAGGGAAAAUGCAGUGGGACAACAAUGAAAGUAAAGGCAGUGGAGGACGGAGUAGGGAGGGUGGGACGGCAGGUGGAUGGAUCCAACAAGCACUGACUGUCAUCCAGGAGGCUGGUGUUCACUUCCUGUGAGACUGUAAAGCCAAACUCUCUUUUUUCCUAAGCCCACCCAUGUAUGUGUUGGCAAAAGAUAACUAUGUGUGUUUGUUGCUGAAGGAAAAAAAUGUCAAUUCAUGGUGUUGUACCAACUUAGUGCAUUUAAUUUGAAAGAGACUGAUGCAAACUGUACAUUUCCUGUGAAAACAGAAGUUUAUUUUGAAAACAGACCAUGUAACAGGCUGAAGUUGACAGUGUCCCAAAACGUUACGCACCCAGGGUAACUUCCACAUCAUAUCUGGACAUGGAAAAUCCAUGACCAAAUGUUGAUAUGUUACAAGGUUGGAGUGAGAAUGUGUUGCCCAUCUGCCAACUGUGAAUUCCCAAUUAGAAUUCCUUCAGUGUUCAUUGUUCAGGGGUUUUUAACCAGGAGCUGAAGUAUCCACAGAGGUCUCUUCUUCUCCAAAACAAACUGACCAGAAGAUUAAAACCGGUAAAUACACUGAAUAAAACAAUUUCACGUUACAAAUCAGUGUUUUGCCAACACUGUUCAGCUUGCCGCAGACGGGUCGCUAGCCUAGCACCUGCUAAUGUGUGUUCACCUCUAUUCUCUGAUAACUUAAAAUCCAAAUGUUCAGGUUUUAGGUUUGGUAAAAACCAUUGAAAAAAAGCAGUUUCUCAUAUACAUUAAAAAAAAAAAAAAAAAAAAAAAUCUGUGUUUUUCAUCGUGGAGGGGCUGCCAACUACCGUGGCUGACAAUGUGAAUGUCAAUAUCUAGAGCCAGUGUUCAGUUUGUCCAUUCUGGGCUACUGUAGAAAUAGGGUGGUAAACAUGGCAAUCACUAGGAAUGAGGGCGUGAGAUAUAAACAGCUCAUUCUGAGGUAACAAAAACACAAUGAUUUUCAUUUUCAGGUGAUUAAACACUAAAGAAGCUUACUUAUUACAUUAUAUUUCAUGUCUGCCAGUACAUCCCCCUAAUCCUACACACUGGACCUUUAACUAAGAGCCAGAACUGUUACAUGUAACUGUAAUUAUGUGUUUCUUUUAUUGUGUGGUUAAUAUUUUCACUUCCAGCCUUCCAGUAUUAAUACUGGUAGUUAAAAAAAAAUGUAAAGGAAAAACACUGCACUCUGUGGAAAAAUACAGUCUGCUAAAUGACAGUGAAAAUAUCAGGUUUCAACCUCUGCUGAGGCUUUGUGUUGGCAGCCUGUGUUGUUCAACUGGUCUGAGCAGAUAAUUAUUAGCACUGACACAUAGGAAGGGAAUCAUUACCAACAUGUGUUUGUUUCACUGUGACUUUAAAUAUGCGCUGCAGUUUCCUGAGUGAGUUUUUACUUAAGUGAUUAUUAAUAUUCCUGUAUCAGCAGCAUUUGAGAUUGAAAAUAGUCUGGUAACACUGUCUUUGUGUUUUUACAUACUGUAGCAAGCAUUUUGUCAAGAUUCCUCGUUUCAUGAUUAAUAUUUGUGAUAUAUCACCA
Epinephelus lanceolatus (giant grouper) is the source of this 4435-nucleotide messenger RNA. It is a transcript of the gene chrnd, whose product is annotated as cholinergic receptor, nicotinic, delta (muscle). The record is from RefSeq and is a predicted model, not a curated record. Lineage: Eukaryota; Metazoa; Chordata; Actinopteri; Perciformes; Serranidae. Gene Ontology annotation, cellular component: postsynaptic membrane. Gene Ontology annotation, molecular function: acetylcholine-gated monoatomic cation-selective channel activity; transmembrane signaling receptor activity. Gene Ontology annotation, biological process: monoatomic ion transmembrane transport.